Molecule: messenger RNA, 891 nt
Organism: Bolinopsis microptera
Lineage: Eukaryota; Metazoa; Ctenophora; Tentaculata; Lobata; Bolinopsidae
Product: ERI1 exoribonuclease 3-like
Exons: 1
Coding region: 6-611 (201 amino acids)
Biological process (GO): exonucleolytic trimming to generate mature 3'-end of 5.8S rRNA from tricistronic rRNA transcript (SSU-rRNA, 5.8S rRNA, LSU-rRNA)
Molecular function (GO): nucleic acid binding; 3'-5'-RNA exonuclease activity
Source: RefSeq, a predicted model, not a curated record
CAGAUAUGGAUUUACAUGUGUGUGUGCUCGACUUUGAAGCAACCUGCUGGGAUGGCUCAAAGAACCACGAGAUUAUUGAGUUUCCUUCUCUUCUUUGGAGAUGGAAUAAAAGGAAAACAAUCGAGCUUGUUGAUAUAAUCCAGAUAUUUGUUAAACCUACUGUCAACCCAACUGUCUCCGAAUUUUGUCAUAAUCUAACUGGCAUCACCCAAGCACAAGUUGACAAUGGCUUUUCACUGAAGCAUGCUCUCAAACAGCAUUACGAGUGGCUGACUGAUCAUGUUGGACCAAAUACUGAAUCUGUUGUAUUUGUUACUUGUGGAGAUUGGGAUCUUAAAACCAUGCUUCCUAAUGAUUUAACUGCAAAUAAUUUGUCUUAUCCUGACCCAGCUUACAGGAAAUAUGUCAACAUCAAACAAGCCUUUAGCCAUGUGACUCAAACGAAAAAACAGAUGAGUAUGGUCAAAAUGUUGGCAGCUCUUAAUUUAGAGCUUGAAGGACGUCAUCACUCUGGUAUUGACGACUGCAGGAACAUUUCGAAGAUAUUUGUUAAAUUAGUUCAGCUUGGGUUGACUAAGGUGCUGUUCGAGCAGUUGUCUGUUACAGUCUAAUGCAUGAUUUAACAACACAGAUUACUUGGUAUUUCAAAACUAGUAUCUUUGGUUUAGAUUGAUCCUGUUAUAUGUUGACAUAAUGUAUUAAUUGUUAUUGAGCUGUGAAUUUUGUGAGUAAUUAAGUUGUAGAGUUAUUGGAUUGUCAUUUUAAAGUGGAACAUCUGAAAUACUGUAUACUAUUAUUUUUGUGUUUCAGUCGAUUUAUCAUGUAACUUGUGCUUGUAUUUUUUAAGUGUUGAACUACCUAUUUAUAAUACUCAGUAGGUAUUUUUCAGAA